CUGGACUAUGCUGGCGAACUGGCCACCACCUUUGGCACGCGGAUCACCCUGUUCCGUUCCACGCCGGGCGCGGACUAUUUCCGUACAAAUUCCGACUGGGGACAUUUCGGCGGGCCGGGGUUCGCUUACAACGACCCGGGAGAGAUGGCCAAAGAUCUGGCCCAUGCCUCGGAAGAGUACCUGUGGCAAAAGGCGGAUGCGUUGCGCGCCCGGUUCCCGCUGUUCGACGUGGACGUGGUGAACUCGCGUGGAAAACCCCGCAUCACGGCAUUGUCCAACUGGCGAGCAAGCUGGACAACGGGCUGGUGGUGA
Geodia barretti is the source of this 312-nucleotide messenger RNA. Lineage: Eukaryota; Metazoa; Porifera; Demospongiae; Tetractinellida; Geodiidae. The record is from the annotation of a GenBank genome assembly.